Messenger RNA from Schistocerca piceifrons (Central American locust), 2643 nucleotides. RefSeq names its product ankyrin-1-like. Bases 310 to 1965 code for a protein of 551 amino acids. NCBI's taxonomy places the organism in Eukaryota, Metazoa, Arthropoda, Insecta, Orthoptera, Acrididae. The transcript is spliced from 12 exons. Gene Ontology annotation, molecular function: protein binding. The record is from RefSeq and is a predicted model, not a curated record. Gene Ontology annotation, biological process: intracellular signal transduction.
UCAAUAUCUGUCGUAACAAUGUUUGUAAACUUGUUGUUUGUAUUCAAAAAUAGGUGUUUGAGACUUGAGUGACAGCUGCUAUUGGAAGUUAAUAGUUAAGCGCCAUUUUUAUCUGAAGAAUCGUCCUGAUCCUUGUGACUGCACAGAAUAAUAGCACAAAGCCACCGUGACGAUAUGAAGUACUUGUAGUGCUUCAUAUUGUAGUUAAAGUUCCGAAAUUGAUUUUGUAAAAUUUAGGUUUCAUUAUUGGCGCAGAAGGAAUAACACGAUUAAAAUCAAAGGAACUGCAAAUCAGUGUAAAGGGCCACUAUGAUUCAGCUGGAUGCACCGGAUCCCUUGAGAACACCUUUGCUGUCAGUUGCUGCUCGUACCGGCAAUAUCAAUGCUGUCAGUAAACUGCUCAAAGAUGGACGAAGGGCAGAUAAUGUUGAUAACCGUGGCUGGACAGCACUGCAUGAAGCAGUCGCAGCAGGACAUGUUGAGUGUGCUGUACUGUUGCUGAGUCAUGAUGGAGACAUUAAGGAUUUAAGAACGUAUGAAGGAGAAACACCACUUUUCUUGUCUGUUAAUCCAGAAUCUAAACUUGAUGUAAUGAAAAUUCUUUUGAAUCACUCAGCAAAUGUGAAUCUUGGCAACAAUGAAGAGUUCACACCAUUGCAUAAAGCAUGUGAACUUGAUUCAUUAGAAUGUGCCCAGCUGCUUUUAGAGUCUGGAGCAGACAUCAAUGCUGCAGAUGCUGACGACAAUCGGCCUAUUCAUGAAGCCAUCAACAAGAGGUCUGUAGAAAUGGUGAAUUUGUUGCUGAGAUAUGAAGCGGACCUGAAAGUAAAAAAUUCAGAUGGACUCACACCUCUCAUGCGUGCUGCCUACAUUGGCUUUCAUGAGAUCAUUAAAAAAUUGGAUAAGCCUGAACUACACAUUGUAAAUGAGAGAGCGUCGUCAGGACGCACAGCACUGAUGAUGGCUACUCAAGCAGGCUGUUUAAAAACAACCAGAAUCCUUCUAGAGAUGGGUGCAGAUGCCAACAUCGUGAGUGGUGAUACGACAGCACUGCAUAUGGCUGCACAUGGUGAUGAUCCAAGACUUGUUGAAUGCCUUAUACCUGUGACAGAUUUGAAAAUAGUGGCAGCAUGCUCAAGUAUUAGUCCGAUAAUGUUGGCAGUUGAUAGCAUGCAAGUGAAAUCGAUUGCACUACUGUUGGAAUGGAUGAAAGACAAUCCAUAUAUGCUAAAGAAGUUCAUUGAAUGCGAAAGUGAGACGCUAGGACUAGAGUACAGAGCGACGGGUGCUGUCUCAUACCUACUCUACCACAAGUCUGAGCUAAUGGAAGCAUUUCCUGUGCUGAGCCUGCUUCUUAAAUAUGGGCUUCCAGUAAAUGCCACCUACACAUUUGAAGCUCCACCAUUAGUAGCAAUUGCUACUUCAUCAGCACCUAAAGAAGUAAAGAGACUGUUUGUUCAGAUUCUUUUAGACCAUGGUGCUGAUGCUGACCAUCCUGUUCCUUGGCGUCAGCGUACACCUGUGCCAGCAGCCUUGUAUUAUGCAUGUCUUAUUAACCCAGAUGAAAAGUGGUUGAUCAGGUUGCUGAUGUCUGCAUGCAGAAAAUGUGACCCUGAUACGUUGCUGUCAGCAAUCUAUGAUGCAGAACUAGAAGAAGGAGACCAACGUUCUUCAAAGCCUGCACUUCAAAAUAUGUUGGAUGUAGUUCUUGAACUUGGUUUCUCAAAUAGUGUUAUCAUGUCACAGCUUUGGAGGAAAUGUAGAAGAUCAGGUCUCACUGGAGAAAGUCAGCAAAACCUGGAAGAGGAAACAUCAGAAAACUACUUGAGUGUUCCAGAAGUAUUAGCGCCAAGUUCACUUUCAAAGCUCUGCCGUAUUGUAAUUCGUAGACAUUACUGUCUGUCACGCCUGAAGAAAUAUAAUUUACCUAAUGUCAUAAAUGAUUUCCUGAAUUACGUGUUCUAAUGUUGGGCCCUCUUACGAAAAUAUCAUUUAUCUGAUGUGAAAAAAACUCAUUAUAAUAGUGUAUUAUGUUACACAAAAUAUGCUCCAUAUUGUGAUAGUGAAAAUUGGUGUUCAAAAUCUUAGACAGUGUAUCAUUACAGUUACCUUAAUGCUAUAUUUCCAUUCUUCUUUUAUGCAGAUUUGAAAAUAGGACUUCUUAUUAAUCAUGAGAUAUGAUAAAUUGUAUAGCAACACUAUUUUACUGUAUGAAAUAAAUAACAUGCAGAUAUCUGUAUGUCCUUCAUAUCACCAUCAUGGGGUUAUAAAAAUUCAUAAAUUAUUAUAUAUCAUAUUAUAUCAUAUCAUGUCAUGUCAUGUCUUAUAAAUAUGGCAAUGACGUGGCAUGAUAUAUAAGAGAGUUAUUAACUGAAACCAGUAGUGAUAAUAAAGGACUUAUAGACAACUCCCUAUCAUGCAUUUUAUUAAAUACAUAGCAGCUGUUGGCAGUCGUCUUCAAAAAGUGUUUAACUAUUUUGUUACUAAUAAAGUUACUCUUAACCCUGAAAUUUUAAUUCAGCGAGUACAUUUGAUCAAAAAUAAUCUUAAACUACAUAUUUUGUGCAUAUAUCUGUUUUGAAUCAUCAAGUUAUUAAAUGAAAAGUUAAGAGGCUACUAGUUCUUUUCAUAUGCCAGAGGAAG